This is a messenger RNA of Ogataea philodendri, 1536 nucleotides long. RefSeq lists its product as uncharacterized. Lineage: Eukaryota; Fungi; Ascomycota; Pichiomycetes; Pichiales; Pichiaceae. The transcript has a single exon. The record is from RefSeq and is a predicted model, not a curated record. Bases 1 to 1536 code for a protein of 511 amino acids.
AUGACAUCUGUUCUGGAUACGCCGGUCAAGCUGAAAAAAUAUCGGCCGCUUGAGUCCGACAACGGGCUGAAUGAGAUCCGAUCGCAGAACAGUCUCAUGAGCACCACUUUGACCAACGAUUCAAGCGGAUAUGAGGUGUUAAUAGAAGAUACCCAGGAGUUACUUAAUACCCGGAAGAGCCUGAUCCAGGAAUUGAAGCUCGAUACGGACCAAAUAAACGAUCCAAAACCAAAGCUCAACGUGCUCCAGAAAGAAGGCGUUCUGGACCACCACAACAAAAGUCUCCAAAUCUCUAGGAAACGAGCAGAAAAAGUCCGAACCAUAAUCCAGAGCUACUACGAUUGCAUAGAACGAAGCCAAAAAAUCAUCCAUGUUGAUGAAUCCGACCAUCAGACCCCGCUAUUUCCCGAAGUCGAAGGAGUGUUCAAUCCUUUGCAAAUAAUAAGAAACAGACGAAUAAGAAAGAAGUACAACGACAAGUUCUUGAUUUCACCCCUCGGUGAUUACAAGCCGCCGUCGCGGGUGUUCAGCAAAUACCGGACCCAGCAUCUCAUCUGGCAGGUCAACUUGAACGAAUACUACAACGACAUUAUCUGGCGAGAGGGCCAUUGGCAUGAGCUGAAAAACCCGCGUGGAGAGCUGUACUAUCCGUUAGUAGACGGCACGAAACAGACUCCUCCCAAGUCGCGGAAACUGAAACGGCUCCACGAGCAGCUUUUUGUUGGGUUUGAUGGCGAGUACAACAAGGAAGACGACGACACUGGCGACGAUCCUCGACUCAACUCGCUGCCACGCAACAACGAAAGCUCAGCCUCUCUUGCCAGACAGGAGCAUUACCGGUUCAACAGUCUCAAACGCACGCCAGGACCUACACGAUCGUUCCGGAGCGACGAAGAGCUGGAUGUGCCGAACUCCAGAAAUUCCAGCAUCGAUAAGCUCACGGCGAUGUCGCAUACGGGCAAGUCUGCAGACUCGUUUGCCAUGUCGCACUUUGACGACGAUCUCAGCUGCACCAGCGAGAUGGUGGAGCAGAUGAAGUACGUUAAAAACCUGCGCAGUAGUCUUGUGAUGGCAGAGCUGCGGAUGCGCACAAACGAGCUCCAUCUGGAGGAUGCGUUGAGGAUCAAGGAGCAGGAAAUCGAGGCCAAGCUCCAGCAGUUCGAUCUCCACCAAACGCAUAUACAGGAGGUCUCUGGCCCGCUCCAAGAGGUCAUAUCCAAGGUGGACGCCACACUUGAUAGGUUCGACCAAUUCAACAACGUCAAGUCUGUGAAAAUCGAAGAGCUGCUCGGCUACUGUGACAGAACCAACGGUGAAAUUAACACCUCCAUUACACUGAGAAUCCGCAACAUCCAGGAACAAAAAGACCAUCUCACAAACACAAACGACGAAUGGUUCUUCCACUUAAUAUACUCCUGUCUGGAAAACCUGAUCGUCAUGGCUUUAUGGAUCGUCUGGAUCUUUGUCGAAUUCUGGCGACUAAUCAAGUACGUUUUCAUCAUUGUGGUCAAACUACUGAAAUUUAUAUUUCUAUAG